Molecule: messenger RNA, 1149 nt
Organism: Lodderomyces beijingensis
Lineage: Eukaryota; Fungi; Ascomycota; Pichiomycetes; Serinales; Debaryomycetaceae
Source: the annotation of a GenBank genome assembly
AUGUCAAAAGUUCCCGCAAUCUAUCAAUUGGGCCACUUGCCCAUCAAAGACCACGUCUUUUCGCCAGACCGCACCAUCUUGGCAGUAACCAAGGAAAACCAAGUUGAAAUCUACAAGAUCAACCCCCAGAACCUAAGCGCUAAACCGCAAUUGAUUGCGCAUUUGAGAGACCACGACAAGACAGUCACUUCCGUCGACAUCUCCCCAGACGGCACCCGCAUCCUCACUUGCUCGCAGGACCGCAAUGCCUUAGUCUGGGAAUACCAGGACGGAGAAUUCAAACCCACGCUCGUAUUAUUGCGCAUCAACCGCGCGGCCACCGUGUGCAGAUGGUCGCCCGACGGCUCCAAGUUUGCCGUUGGGUCCAGCGAUAGAAUCAUCGCUGUAUGCUACUACGAAGCCGAGAAUGACUGGUGGAUCUCGAAACACUUGAAGAAACCCAUCAAGUCGACCAUCACCACGUUGGACUGGCACCCCAACGGCGUGCUCUUAGCGUGUGGCUCCACCGAUGGCCACGUGCGUGUAUUCAGUGGAUACAUCAAGGGGAUCGACGCUAAGCCCGAGCCGACUCUAUGGGGCACCAAGUUGCCGUUCCAGACCCUAUGCGGCGACUUUACGAAUGAAACGAUGGCCUGGAUCCACGGCGUCAAGUUUAGUCCCCUGGGCGAUGCGUUAGCUUGGGUCUCGCAUGAUUCUAGCUUGGGGGUGGUUUACCCUGCAGGCGAAGGAGAACCACCGCAAGCAGUAUGGAACGUCAAGACGGACUAUUUGCCGUUCAAGUCCGUGGUGUGGACGGGGGAAAAUCUGGUUGUUGUCGGUGGGUUCAAUUGUAACUUGGUUGUUUUCCAAGGCGAUGUCUCCGGCUGGAGCGAGGCGUACAAGAUUGAAGAGCAAAAGGACUUGACUGAAGAACCAGCCAAAGUUGCCGAUGACGAAGAUGACGCUGAGAUUUCUUCGCACCAGGCUUUGAACAUGUUUAAACAGAUGGACUUGAAGGGAAGAGUUAAUAAACCUAGCGGUGGUUCUCUGAAGGCUUCAAAGGCCUUGAGCACUAUUCAUCAAAACACCAUUGCAAGUAUCAAGAACUUUGCUCCUGGAAAAGUCUCAACAUCGGGUAUCGAUGGAAAAGUUGUUAUUUUCAACGUAUAG